This is a messenger RNA of Mya arenaria, 4492 nucleotides long. Its product is annotated as protein SSUH2 homolog. The transcript has 11 exons. Bases 3048 to 4250 code for a protein of 400 amino acids. The record is from RefSeq and is a predicted model, not a curated record. Lineage: Eukaryota; Metazoa; Mollusca; Bivalvia; Myida; Myidae.
GAAUGAAUCUAUCUUAAACGAGCGGCCAUGGUAGAUGCUUCUGCCACUUCAGCUAAUCGAAAUAAAUUUAAAACUUUUUAAUGUAUUUUUUUGCAAAGUACAUAUUCACAAAAUAUUUUGAUUCAUGGCAGAAAAACAUUCAAUUUUAAACACAGUUAAUCACCCUUCACUUGGUGGUAUGCAGUAUGUAAAUCCCGAUCGCUUUUAAAAUUAUUAUUUCUAACUAAAAAUAAAUUGAUAAUCCGUUGUGCUGUAAAGGGGAAUCAAAUCAAUCAAAAUCAGCUUUUUAAAUUGAAAGAGUUGCUUCACUUUAUUCGAAAAAUCUUAAAAAAACAAUAUUCAUUAUCCAUUGUAUUAAAUGAGUACGAUUAAAACUAUAAAUAACAUUUCUUAUAAUUAACCAAAACAUGUCAGAACCAGAUCACUCAAAUAUACCAUGUCUGCAUAAGAGAGAAACAAAAUAACAAUGUAAUACCGGAUUUGGCAACGAAAGUUCUUUCUACAUGUAGAACGGUUACAGUUACAUGCAAUUAUAUAGUACAAGAUACACAUGUGUCAUUCAAUGUACUUGUUAUUUCUUACAUACUAGUAUAUUAUUGUUUUCAUAAUAUCGAUAGUAUAUCGUCAAUAGUAAUAUAUAUCACUUCAGUUUUAUAAUAUGUAUUAUUUAUUAUGUACGUAUGUUAAAACUAAACAUGAUAAACGAUGUUGUUUCUUUUAAAACUCGAGUUAGCUGGAGUUGUUAUAAAAAGACAGACACUUAAUAUUAACGUUUUAAAAAAUAAUCACAGAUCAAUCACGAAAUCAUUAAACAUGGAAAACGAAGCUGAAAACUAGCACAGCAAUUUGGCUAGAACAAUGUAAACAAAGCAAAUUUAAAUGAUGUGCCUCAUCAUUUUACUCAAUGACAUAAUAAAAGAUGCUGAUACGUAGAUCAGCUUCUUACUUCUCAUAAAACAUGCAAUAGUGCUUCAAUACUUUCCUAUCCCGCAUUUCUGUUGCGUCAAUAUAGAUCAAGCUAAGUCGGAAUGACUUUCCACAUCUUUUACACACAUGACAUUUGUCUGGAUGAUGUUUUUGCUGUACAUCAACAUGAUGCAUUUUCCUGACAGCAUACAUCACACUUGUAGCGUUCUCUUCCAGCAUGUUAUUGCCUAUGACCAUUUACAAAAUGCAAAAUUGCACGAAAAAGAAUGGUUUUAAAUCGUGGUUUUGCAGAAUUCAGUGCACUCGGUGAGCCUAGUAAGAACGUGUAUUGUUUUCACGAGAUAUUUUAAAACAAGCAUAAUUUUCACUUAAAACAAGCGUCAUCGUAAACAAGCAAUCGCUCUUCAUUCAGUGCACAAGGUCGUUUCUAAAAGAUUUCUUUGAAACAUACUCACCGGAUUGAGGACGUCUUUCACCCCAAACAAUGAACCAGGAAACCCGGACGCACCUGACAUUACUGCCCGUGCACUGUAACAUAAUAAAAACGGACAGUGUAUGCUUCAAUAAAUCAAAGUGUUACAUUUUGUUUUAAAAUACGCACAUAAUCUCCAUUUGAGGAAACGUUGACCACUAUGGGUACCAUAUAUGAAUUAUCUUAAUACAAUUAUUUACAAGGAUAAUAUAGGAACAUAAGCUACAAAUGGUCAAUAUGGUCUGCAUAUGUUAACGCAGAGAAUAAAAGACCAGUACGUACAAACAUGGCAUGAUGCUUUAUCAAAUCAAACAAAACAUAUUUAUCAGUAGUGUUUGUUUAAAACUUACCUUGAAUUUGAUAAUUAUCUCACUGACAUUAAAGGCCUAGUUUAAGCCUUCUAUAAGUGCCCCCCCCCCCAAUCUGUGUACAGUACACAACCUCUGUGUAUUGAUCUUUAUCUAGUGCCUUGUGCCCUCUUAUCAUUCUCGUUCACCAGAGUGAUGAUCACGAUCGAACCUCUGAUGAAUGAGAAUGCCUCUUAUCAGAUCUCCGAUCUGAGUAUCCUCCUGUGAAGUUUUGGAGGUUUUAUUAUAGAAAUGGACCCUAAAUGGCCCUGAGCCAAUAAACAAACACACAGGAAAUUGGCCCCUACUGUGACAACUGUGCAAUUAGCAGGAGAUGCAGAGCAGGGGAUAAUCAUGCCAAACAUUCCUUAAACUAGGCAUAAGUGAGUCAGUGAGUGAUAAGCAUAGAAAGGAAUUGACUAAAUUUAGUCUCAUCUCAUUGUUUAGAGAUAGAAACGGGUAGAUACACCAACACCAUUAGAGAAAACAGAACCUGCAAGUUAUGCGCAUAGAAUACGGUAGAAGCUGAAUAUCAUUUUAUGUUAUGCUGUAAGCCUAUAAAUAACAACUUAGAAAUCAAUUUUGUAUACGAGCCACCGAGCCGACAAUGUCAAAAUUUGAAUACCUCACUUAUGUCCGUUGAAAAUGAGAACAUUUGUAUACCAUGCUAUAAAACACAGAUAAGAGGUGUUAAUUGUUUUAGUUGCUUCGUUAAGAAAUUAGUUGUUCAGUGGUCUUCUAUUAAUUAGCUUCUAUUGUGUAUGUAUUUUGUAUAACUUCAUUCAGUAUACUGACAAAUAAAUGUUAGGAUUAUCUUAAAGAUAUAAUCUUGUGUGUGUGCGUGCGUGCGUGUGUGUGUGUGUGUGCGCGCGUGUGUGUGCGUGUGUGUGUGUGUGUGCGCGUGUGUGCGCGCUUGUGUGUGUGUGUGUGUGUGUGUGUGUGUGUGUGUGUGUGUGUUGUGUGUGUGUGGAUUCGCGUGUGCGUGUGGUGUAUGUGCGCGUGUUUUUGUGUGUAUUAUGUCUAUAGUAUCACUUUUAUACUUCCUAUAAUAAUGUGUGUAUGUUUUGUCAUUGCCAUAAAUGUGUAUAUCUUGUAUAUGGGCAUAGGCAGUAACAUGUAUUUCGAUCGCCAAUAAACUUUUAAACUUGAAUUCCUUUCAAUCCAAUAUACAUGGUGGCUACGAACAAUACAAAACUCUCUCAAAACGUUGUAAUGGUAUUAAGUAAAUACGACAAUUUUAAUCUCUUUUAAGCAGUCUUAGAUUGCAGGUUUUCUGUGAAGGAGUUAAGAAUAUUUUCAAAAUGUCGGCCUACCCUCCAGGAGGCUUCGACCCCAACCAGGCUCCCCAACGAUGGCAGCCUGGGAUGGGCGGCCCAGCGCCUCAGAACCCCAACAUGCCCCAGAAUGAUAUGGAAGGGACGCAGCCGCCCCAGGGCUCCUAUGGGGACCCAGCCUAUCCGCCUAUACAAGGCUACGAAGGCGUCAAGUUCGGAUCCAUGAUGCCGAUGCCUCCCCCGCCCAUGCCCCAACAACCCCAGGGAGACCCGCCACCGCAGACGUUCACAGAUAUGGCGAACCUAACGGAGGAGGACUGUCGUCAGGCAAUGAUCCAGUUCGUGAGCGAGAACUGUUGCUAUGGCAGCAAACCAGCCAAGGAAAUGAAGAUAACCAAGUUCACCGGCAUCACCGCCAUGCAUUACGUGUUGGAGACGUUUGCCGAGGGUCGCUCCACAGGCAGCGCGAAUGAGCCGUACAGGGGAGGGCCGAUAGACGGACCUCAGAACGGAAUGGCGCCGCCGCCGUGGUCCAUCCCCUGCCAGCCCCACCAGACUUUCCACGACCACGACAUCAAGAUAGAGGUUCCCCACACCUCUGUCGUCAGUCCCUGCCAGGCGUGUGAUGCCCGGGGCUGGAACUAUUGUUGGCGGUGCAGCGGGCGUGGUCGGAACCGCUGUAACUCGUGCGGGGGAGACGGCAAGCGAAUGGAGUAUGACGCCCACCGCCAACAGCACGUCAGGCGCACCUGUCACCACUGCCAUGGUGACGGAAGAGUUCGUUGUCACACGUGCGGCGGAGACGGGCGGAUCACGUGCGACACAUGUGACGGCUUCCGGAUGCUGCGAUGCUUCAUCCUCCUCACCGUGAGAUACACGAACCAUAAGGAUGAUUACAUACUGGAGACAUCCGACAUGCCCGACGAGCUCGUUCGCACCGUCGGCGGCACCGUUCUAUUCGAGGAUACACAGCCAAUGGUGUGGCCGAUCCAGUCGUACCCUGUGCCGGAAGUCAACCAGAACUCCCAGCGGCUUGUCAGCUCCCACCGCUCAAACUGGCCCUCUGAGAAGAAGCUCAGCCAGAGGCAGACGUUGCGCGGUGUGCCGGUGACGGAAGUGGCGUACACGUGGGACGACCAGCAUCUUCGCUACUGGGUGUACGGCCGAGAGCGGCGUGUGCACUCCCCCGACUACCCACAGCAGUGUUGCUGCGGUUGCUCAAUCCUCUAGGACCGAUCGUCAAAAUCUUUGAAUUAUCAAUAUACCAUCAUUCAAUUGGAGUUCUCAUUCUUGUUGUGUCGGAAUGAAACCAAUGAUCGAACUUGAAUAUUCAAAUUACCUUACAAACUCUAUUUCUUAAAAAAAAAACAAGCUGAAAACAUUGCAUUGAGGUUUUAUUUAAAAGAAAAAUAUGUAAUCUGCCUAGAUGUAUCAUCUGUAUUUUACAUUGUAAAACAAUGGUAUUUCGAGGA